AACUCUUCCUGUUCUUCCUCCUCCCAGUCUGGUCGCGGUCUGUGCUUGUCCUUGUUCUUUUUCCCUUUUUUCCCGUUCUCUUCACCUCCUGCUCCUUCUCCGUCCCGUUUCCAGUUCCAUCAUUCAUACCCACCAUGUCGUCCUCGAACCAGAAACCCCUCCCCUUUGGCUACCAGUUCGCCGCAGGUGCAGUAGCUGGGGUCUCAGAGAUUCUCGUCAUGUAUCCAUUGGAUGUUGUCAAGACACGAGUGUAAGUAAAAACAGGAGUGUCUGCUCCCACGGAAACUAUGUCGACGGCCCCGGAAAUUUAUUUUUUUUUUUUUUCUACUUGAGAGCUAACUUCGGUCACCUUGCGCGCAACGAAUAGUCAGCUUCAGACAAGCACUGCCGUUGGGGAGGAAGCCUAUUCUGGCAUGUUUGACUGCUUGCGCAAGAUCGUCAAGAAUGAAGGGUAUGUAUUAUUUGAAUGCAUUUUCUGGCCUUUUCCCUUCACCCCCGGAGAAUUGGAGUAGAUGCAAGAUGGCCCGAGGUUAUUGAGGAAGAGGAAAAAAAAAUUCCCAUCCCAACGUAUCAUUCUAUCCACCAGAACUAUUAAUACUAAUGAAAAACUGGAAAACCUCUCGUAGCCCCUCCCGUCUAUACCGCGGUAUCACCGCGCCCAUCCUCAUGGAGGCACCUAAGCGUGCGACCAAGUUCGCCGCAAAUGAUAGCUGGGGCGCCUUCUACCGCAACCUCUUCGGCGUACAGAAACAGACGCAAUCCCUCGCGAUCCUGACCGGCGCUACUGCCGGAGCUACUGAAUCCUUCGUCGUCGUGCCCUUCGAACUGGUCAAGAUCCGUCUUCAGGACCGCGCAUCCGCGGGCAAGUACAACGGCAUGCUAGACGUGGUAAAGAAGAUCGUCAAGCAGGAGGGUCCCCUGGCACUUUACAACGGCCUGGAAUCCACACUGUGGCGUCACAUCCUCUGGAACGCCGGAUACUUCGGAUGUAUCUUCCAGGUCCGCGCGCAGCUCCCCGCCGUCGAGCCGGGCAACAAGGCACAGCAGACUCGCAACGAUUUGAUUGCCGGCUCUAUCGGUGGUACGGCUGGUACUAUUCUCAACACGCCGAUGGAUGUCGUCAAGUCGCGCAUCCAAAACAGCCCCAAAAUCCCCGGCCAGACGCCCAAGUAUAACUGGGCUUGGCCUGCCGUUGGCACCGUCAUGAAGGAGGAAGGCUUCCCCGCCCUUUACAAGGGUUUCCUGCCUAAGGUGCUCCGGUUGGGUCCUGGCGGUGGUAUCCUGUUGGUCGUGUUCACGGGUGUCAUGGAUUUCUUCCGAAAAAUGCGAGGGGAGUAGAUGAGGAGGAAAAGAGAAUGAACUAAAAAGAAGAAGAUACCAGUAGAACGUUGCUGGAAGAGGACACUCACUUGAAGGAAGGGGGAAGCACAUUAGACGAGCGCAGGCCGAAUUCAUAGAUAGAUGGAACGCUUUUUUCCGUUUCUUUCUUUUUUUUUUUUUUUUUUUUUUUUUUUUU
Messenger RNA from Monascus purpureus, 1516 nucleotides. The record is from the annotation of a GenBank genome assembly. NCBI's taxonomy places the organism in Eukaryota, Fungi, Ascomycota, Eurotiomycetes, Eurotiales, Aspergillaceae.